AUGGAGACUACCUUGGGCCUGACCGCGACAUUGAACUCGUUGUACGUGAGCAACGUUCGCGUGGUGAAAGCGAGUUUCUGGGAGAUAAACGAGUCUCUCAUCAAAUUGAGAGGAACUCUGAUCAACGACGAACCCCAUCUCCUAAGGAGGGUAUAUCACACGCAGAAAAAUUCUAUGCUACUCGCGGAAGUAAGAACCUUGAAGAGACAACAUUUAGAGAUCAGCGCUGUUGUUCAGCUAAUAAACCAAGUGUUCAGCGAGGAGGUUAUCGGCACGAUUGCAUUGACGUUGGUCGAUAUCACGUUUAAUCUGUACUUUUGUUUAAUGGUCGAAUACAGCGAGGACCCACAGGUAUGGUGGUCCUUGCAGUUGGUGUGCGUGGUGUUUUAUUUUUUGAACUUGGUCGUAAUGGUUUGGGCAUGCGAGACUGCCAUGGACCAAGCGAAAAAGGUUGUUUCCAACAUUCAUCGAACUCUCGUAAUCAUUUUCGACGAAAAAUUGACCACGGAAUUGGAAUUAUUCUCCGUGCAAGUUUUACAACAGGACAACACGUUCUCCGCAAAGGGGCUUAUGAUAGAUGCAACCCUGUUGACAAAGGUAGUAAGCACGAUUACAACUUAUCUAUUGAUAUUGAUACAAUUCCUCCUCGUCAAACCUUGUUAA
Colletes gigas is the source of this 663-nucleotide messenger RNA. RefSeq lists its product as uncharacterized. Gene Ontology annotation, biological process: sensory perception of taste. The transcript has 4 exons. The record is from RefSeq and is a predicted model, not a curated record. The coding region runs from base 1 to 663 and encodes 220 amino acids. Gene Ontology annotation, cellular component: membrane; dendrite; neuronal cell body. NCBI's taxonomy places the organism in Eukaryota, Metazoa, Arthropoda, Insecta, Hymenoptera, Colletidae.